AUGUCAUCCAUACGACCAGAACUAAAAUCAGUGGAAUUUUACCCUCCAGAUAUAAAUAGCAAAGGUAGUAUUUUAAAAAACAAACCUAUGGAAUCUCUAAACAACAUGAGAGAUGUUGAAAGUAUAAAAAAAAUAAGUUACAUAAGCACCGGCGGAAAUAAUAACCAACUAUAUGAAAAUGGAAUGUUUUUUAAUGAAGGAAAAAGAGAAUAUAUGCCUAAUAAUGAAAACAUUUCUCCCAUAUAUGAAAAUAAUAAUAUGGAAAAUAAUGUAAAUAUGAAUGUAAACGUUAAUGUUAAUGGUAGUAGUGUGUUUAGGCCCGUUGACCGGGUACAAACCAUACAAGAGAAAAAAAGUUCUUACGGAAAUAAUAUGUUCGACUAUAAUUAUUUGAGGGAAUAUAACUUGAAUAAUAAUAUGAACAACAACAUGAUCGAAUAUAACAUGAACAAUAACAUGAACAAUAACAUGAACAACAACAUGAUCGAAUAUAACAUGAACAAUAACAUGAACAAUAAUAUGAUCGAAUAUAACAUGAACAACAACAUGAUCGAAUAUAACAUGAACAAUAACAUGAUGGAAUAUAAUUUGAACAAUAACAUGAUGGAAUAUAAUUUGAACAAUAACAUGAUAAAUAAUGAUAGACAUUUUUCUGAGAUAACCACCGAUAAAAAUAUCUAUCCUGUAAAUAGCGUGGUUAACGAUGAAGGAAGUUAUGGUUAUGUAGAUCCGUUGGAAAAUUUGUUUAAUACAAAUAAAUUUAAAAUAAAAAAAAUAAAAGACACUAGCAGCAUUAGUAAUGAUUAUAAUAAUAAAAAGAAUUUAACUAACAUUUUGCCUUUUGAAAAGAUUGUAGAGCAGUGUGAUAUUAAUAAUGUUAUAUCAAAUAAAUUCGUUCAAGAUUUAUAUAAUCAUCAAAAUGUUUAUGAUGAAAAUAAUGUGGUUAUGAAAGGCUUUAAAAAAGGAGAAUAUAUGGAUGGUAUAUCAUCAGUUCCUUUUUUAAGUGAUGGGAAAAGUAUAGUAUAUAAUAAAAUGAAAGAAAAUGAUGAGCAUCUUGAGGAGGAUAAUUAUCAUCUUCAAGAUAAAGCUUAUAUGACUUCAAGGCAUUCUAGUGUUAAGAGAAGUUCAGUGAAAUCGAAUAAAUUUGACAUAGAUAAUAAACAGAAGAGUGAUGAUAACCAAAAUAAUAUGGUUGGUAAAGAUAUUGAUAACCACCAAGGUAACGAACAUUUCAACAUGAAUAAUAUUGAAAGUAAGAACAAUAUUGAUGGUAUUCGUAAUAUGAACCAUUUCAAGAGUGUGAUUCCUUCAGAUAUGACAACAAAUAAUAUUCCCAUGCAAGAUAUUAGAAAUAGUUACUAUGAAAAUAAAAAGAUAAAUGAUAAUGUGAAUAAUGUGAAUGAUGAUCAUCAAAAUGUAGUGGAAAAUACUGAAGGAGAUAAAGAUAAUAAUUUAUUUGAGGUAUAUGAUUAUAAUAAAAAUAAAAAAGUUGUAUAUUAUUCUGUUAAAAAUCAUUAUGAUCCCUAUAAAGAAAUGUGUAAAAAAGAAAAAGAAAAUUAUUCAAUAUACGAUAAUAAAAUAUAUGAAAAUGAUAUAUAUGAUUAUUUAUUACAUCAAUAUGAACAAAAUUAUGAAAAUAUGUUUGAUCAACGUAAUUCUAAUAAUAGUAAUUUAACAAAUGAUAGAAAGGAUAUUUUUUAUAAUCGUAUGAAUUUAAUGUAUGGAGACAAUCAUUUGGGAGAUUAUAACUACAAAAAGGAUAUGGUGAGAAAUUCUUAUAAUAAUAAUAAUAAUAAUAAUAUUGAUGUUAAUAGAUAUAAUAGUAAGGAUGGUACGAGAUGUCGAGCAGGGACUCUUAAUCAAAAUGGUAUUCAUACAAAUAAGGAAAAUGAAUAUAAUAAUAUACCAAGAUAUACAAAUUACAAAAGAGAAACAGAAUUAUAUGAUAAAAUUUUAUACGAUUAUAAAUUAAAUCAACAUAAAUAUCCAUCUUAUUUUCAAAAAAAUAUAAAUGAUAAAACUUGUGAUCAUGUACAUGAUAAAAAUAGGAAUAGCAACAUAUCAAAUUUAUAUAAGAGGAACACAAAAAUUUGUAAUUUGUAUAAUGAUGAUUUAUUAGAUAUAUAUAAAUAUACUACUGAUAUAUAUACACCUAAACCAAAGUUAUUUGUAUAUUCUUUAAAAAAUAAUUUAAAUACAAACCAUGAAAUUCAUAAGAAUGAUACAAAAACAGGAAAACAAAACGAUACAAAUAACGUGUAUGAUAAAGAAAACUUAAAUAAUGAUCUUUUAAAUAAUAAAUAUAAUACUUUAAAAAUUAAUAAAGAAUUUAAAAAGAUAUUUAAAAAAUUAAAAUAUAAAAAUACUGUAGUUAUUAGUAAUAUAGGGAAAAAAUGUGGCUCUUCUACCUUUUCAAAUUAUAUUAUUAAUGAUAAUGAAAUUAAUAAAUUUACAAAUGAAAUCAGUACAGAAGAAAAUUGUAUAUAUGCAUAUAUUACAAGGAAUCAAAAUAAAAUUAAUUAUCUUUAUUUAGAUUAUGAAAAGAUUACUUCCGAACAAGGUGCAUAUUCUAAUGAAAAGCAAGGCUUACAAAAUAAUAUAAAUAAAUUUAUAACGCUUUCCUUCUAUUUUUCGAAUAUAGUAAUUUUACAUAUAAGUAAAGAAAAUUGCUUAGAUAUGUUUUAUGUCUUGGCUUCUUAUUAUGAUAUAAUAAAAAACAUUAGAGAAAAUCUGAGAAAGAGAAGAAAGAAAUAUGAGCACCUGCAAAGUGGUAAGAAUGAAGGUGAUCAAUUUGAUUUGAAGAAUAUGAAAAAUGUACUUUCUCCUAAGGACAAUCACAAAAGUGAAGAUAAUCACAAGGGUAUAAAUAAUCACAAGGGUAUAAAUAAUCACAAGAGUAUAAGUAAUCAUAAGAGUAUAAGUAAUCACAAGAGUAUAAGUAAUCACAAGAGUAUAAGUAAUCAUAAGAGUAUAAGUAAUCACAAGGGUAAAAAUAAUCACAAGAGUAAAGAUAAUCACAAGAGUAAAAAUAAUCACAAAAGUAAAGAUAAUCACAAAAGUAAAGAUAAUCACGAUAGUGAUAAAAAUGAGGAAGACAUAGAAAAUGAUGAAGAUACAUUACAUAUAAUUGAUGGCGAAACAAAUACAAAUUUGUCAUCAGAUGUAAGCGAAGACGAUUCCUCUAAUACAGAUAGCGAAGACGAUUCCUCUAAUACAGAUAGCGAAGACUCUGGUAAAGACAAUUUUGAUGAGAAUAAUUUUUCUCUACCAUAUUUUAUAUUUGUCUUAAGAGAUGUAAAUAAGGAAGAGUUUUCCAAAAUGAACUUACAAAAUGAUAGUUUGUUUAAUGAGGAAGAUUCAAAUAUGAAUGGAAAUGUUAAUGGAAAUAUGAAUGGAAAUGUUAAUGGAAAUAUGAAUGGAAAUGUCAAUGGAAAUGUUAAUGGAAAUAUGAAUGGAAAUAUGAAUGGAAAUAUGAAUGGAAAUGUUAAUGGAAAUAUGAAUGGAAAUAUGAAUGGAAAUAUGAAUGGAAAUAUGAAUGGAAAUGUUAAUGGAAAUGUUAAUGGAAAUGUUAAUGGAAAUGUUAAUGGAAAUGUUAAUGGAAAUGUUAAUGGAAAUGUUAAUGGAAAUAUUAAUGAGAAUAUGAAUAAUCUUUUUAAUGACUGUAUGUAUUAUAAUCAACAUUCUAACAACGAACAUGACAAUAAUGUUAAUGGUAAUAAUAAUAUUAAUAGUAACAAUAAUAAUAAUAAUGGUAACAAUUUUCAUUAUAGUUAUGAUAAUUAUUCAUAUGAUUCCUUAGCUAGACAAUAUUUAGAUUCACUAAUAAACAUGAUAAAUGACGAUGUAACACAGAAAAAGGUUCAAUGUAUGUUAAAAUUAUUAACAAGAAAAAACAUAUUCAUGUUACCAUCAUUAUAUACAAACGAUAACGAUUAUAUUAUAAAUGAAGAAUAUAUGAAGGAAUUAAGUAAAAUAAAAAAAGAGUUAUAUAUCCAAGGGAAAACAAUAGAUAAUAUGUAUAAAAAUAAUGGUACGUAUAUAUAUAAAUAUAUAAGUAUGUUAUUAUAUACAACUAAUAAUGAUAUUUUUUAUACACCAAAACAAUUACAAAAAAAAAUAGAAAAUUUUGAAUGUAAAAUGUUAUAUAAUGUUCUUAUAGAUAAUUUCUUACUUCAUAUAAGAAAAAAAAUUGAAAAAAAAUUACCCAUGAAACCUAAUAUGUUUUUAACAUUAAUCAAUGAUUUAAAGAUAGAGUUUAUUUUAACUUUUGAAAAAUUUGCUAUUGGAAAUAUAAAAAUUAAAAAAAAAUAUAAAAACCAAUUAUAUUCUGAUAUGGAUGUUAUAAUAUUAAAAGCUUAUAAAGAAAAUAUAGCAUUCAGUUGUUUUAGUUUUUAUAAUAUUAUUGAUCAAAGAAUAAACACUUUACAAAUUUAUGAGAAGAUUAAUAAUUUUAAGUAUGAAAACUUUAGUCAGCUACAAAUCGAUCUAGAUCUUAUUAAUGACGAGAAAGUAGAUAAUCUUAUAUAUAAUGAAAUCUUAGGUAUAAAAAAGGAAGAAAUAUUUACACACUUCAUCAAUGUUUAUCAUGAUAAUGAAAAAGAAACAACUGAUCUGUUUUAUAAUACGGACUUAGCGGAUAACAAGCAAAAAAAAUCGUAUGCUCUACCAAAAGAAAAAAAAAGCCUAACACAUGCAAAUAGUAGAACACAUGAAAAUAAUGAUAAUAAUAAAUAUAAUAAUAACAAUAGUAAUAAUAAUGAUACAUCUGAUACAUUAAGCGACACGGAUAAUAAUAAAAAGUAUGAAUACCAAAAAAGUAAAAAAAUCUCGUCGACAUAUUUAGGAAUAGACAAAAACAAUAAUAAUAAUAAUAACAAUAAUAAUAAUAAUAAUCUUAAUAAUUAUGGUAAUCCAUUGUUAUAUGGAAACAGUAUGAAAAAAAGCAAAACUAAAUACGAAGGGAAAUUUGUAAAAUAUGAAGAUACCAUAAAUCAAGAUAAAGAUACUGAUGAUAUUUCCUUUAAAGAGUUCGAACAAAGUAAUGAGAAGAAAAGUUCGAAAAUAAAUACAUAUAAUAAUAAUUCUUAUAGAAGAAAAAGUACAAAUGAAAUGUAUGUCAAUGCUGAUGAUUCUUAUUUUUAUCAAACCAAAACAAAAUUACCAAGUAAGAGUAAUUAUAUUAAUAAUAAUAAUAAUAAUAAUAAUAAUAAUAAUAAUAAUAAUUAUAAUAAUAAUAAUAAUAUCAACAGAUCAAUGAGCUCAUCCAAAAAACAAUACCAUAAAUUUAAAUCUGAUCUAGGUUUAAUAUAUGCAAGGAAAAAAAAAGUACACAAAUAUAAUCAUGUACCCAAAAAAUAUUAUAGUGUAGAUUAUUCUAACGAAAAUAAUGAAUAUAUACAUAAAAAUUCGGUACUAUAUGAAAAUGUGAAUAGUUCAGAAUUAUUCCCAGAAGAAGGUGUAGAUAUAUACACAGAUGAUGAUAAUAUACAAGAUGAAUACGAUCAAGAAGUAAAUUACAACGCCCUACAACAAAAUAAUAAAUAUCUAUCAUCAAAUAGUAGAUUAUAUAGUAAAAAUGAUAAAUUAGGAAAUCAUUCCAAAUCGAAUAUCUCUAGAAACAUAAGUAAUUCUGAUAUGGAAAUGGUAAAUUUGAAAGAAAACGAUGAUGAUGAAGAAGUAGAAGAAAAUGAUGAAGAUGAUGAUGAUGAUAAUAAUAAUAAAAUUGCUUUUAUUAAAAAAAAAGUCUCUAGUAAUUUAUCUAAUAUAAAAGAUAAAUUAACCUUUCAUGAAAAAAAUUAUUCCGAAAGUAAAAAAUCGAGUCAAACCAUCUCAAGGAAGAAAACAAGGAUGAGUUGUCUACCAAAAAAAAAAAGUUCAAAAUGA
Messenger RNA from Plasmodium falciparum 3D7, 5883 nucleotides. RefSeq names its product protein CINCH (gene CINCH). Lineage: Eukaryota; Apicomplexa; Aconoidasida; Haemosporida; Plasmodiidae. The record is from RefSeq and is a predicted model, not a curated record.